Mucor mucedo is the source of this 1437-nucleotide messenger RNA. RefSeq names its product cyclin-like protein. The transcript is spliced from 2 exons. The coding region runs from base 170 to 1192 and encodes 340 amino acids. Gene Ontology annotation, molecular function: RNA polymerase II general transcription initiation factor activity; TBP-class protein binding. Gene Ontology annotation, biological process: transcription preinitiation complex assembly; transcription initiation at RNA polymerase II promoter. The record is from RefSeq and is a predicted model, not a curated record. NCBI's taxonomy places the organism in Eukaryota, Fungi, Mucoromycota, Mucoromycetes, Mucorales, Mucoraceae. Gene Ontology annotation, cellular component: transcription preinitiation complex; nucleus.
UCUUUCUUUAAUACCGUCUUUUUCAUUAAUAAAUAAUCGCCUUCAAGGAUAUUUUGAAAAUACACCAUAAAAAGAUAAAUUAAAGAAAGACCAUAUACAGUUAAAAAAAAAACGUUUUAUUGAAUUUGUUGAGAGAGUUUUUAAAUUUACCCUUGUUACAACUGUUAAAAUGACAAGUGCUAUUCCCUUUCCAUUACGCGAUCCUCAACUCAAAGACGAAGGAAAACCCAAACAAUUCCAACCUAAUCUCAAUGUCAAGUUAAUUUGUCCCGAUUGUAAAAAUGAUCCACCACAGAUUGUCGAAGAAUUCGCCUCGGGUGAUCUUGUGUGUGGUGAUUGUGGUUUGAUCCUCGGUGAUCGUAUUAUUGACACUCGAUCUGAAUGGAGAACUUUCGCAAACGACGAAGGCGACGAUCCAUCUCGUGUCGGUGCAGCAGCUAAUCCAUUGUUAGAUGGUAACCAGCUAGAUACAGUUAUCUCUAGAAGAGAUGGCGGUUCUGGAACAGCCAAGGAUCUCAACAAAGUGCACGGCAGAGCAACUGCAAUUAAGGGUGAACGUAAUCUUGUACAAGCUUAUAAAGAAAUCAGUGCCAUGUGUGAUAGUAUUUCACUAUCCAAGAUCGUAAGCGAUACAGCCAAACAACUUUAUAAGCGUGUGGAGGAUGAAAAACUUUUACGAGGUAAAUCCAGUGAUGCCAUUAUUGCAGCCUGUAUCUUUAUUGCCUGUCGUCAAGAAAAAGUCGGCCGUACCUUUCGAGAGAUUUGUGCAUUAACCCGUGUUCCUAAAAAAGAAAUCGGUCGUUGUUACAAAUCACUGCAAUCGAAAUUACAAACCAACACAACCAUUAUGAACUCAGAGGAUUUGAUGCUUCGUUUCUGUUCGAAUCUUCAAUUACCAAACUAUGUACAAAAAGCCGGUAUCGAUUUGGUUAAACGUGCAAAAGAGGUCGGAACACUUGCAGGCAAGUCACCUAUUUCAGUCGCUGCAGCUUGUAUCUACCUCGUUUCUUAUCUUUAUCGCCAACCAAAAUCAACAAAAGAUAUUGCUCAUGUUGCAGGUGUUUCCGAAGUGACAAUCAAGAGUGCCUACAAAACUCUGUAUGCUGAACGUGAUAGUUUGGUCGAUUUGGAAUCAUUGAGACAAAAAACAAACGGCGAAGGUUUAAGCUUUGAAGAUCUCGCUUUACCUUAAAUAACCAAAAAGAAGAAGAAAAAAUGAAAAGAAAAAAAAAGAAACCCCCCCCCCCUUUAUUGUGCAUAUAUAUUAUCUUUUCAAACUCUCAACAAACUUUAGAAACGGUAUGAAAAAAAAAAUUAGUAAUCCCCUUCCCCCUUAUAGCAGUCAUCAAGUUUCUAUUAUUGUAUAUAAAACACAUUGCAAAAAAAUAUCUUGACAAUAAUAAUAAUAAAAAAAUAUAUAUGCUUGUUAAUGAAAAA